Messenger RNA from Homo sapiens (human), 5816 nucleotides. It is a transcript of the gene POTEB3, whose product is annotated as POTE ankyrin domain family member B3. Bases 489 to 2234 code for a protein of 581 amino acids. The transcript is spliced from 11 exons. Lineage: Eukaryota; Metazoa; Chordata; Mammalia; Primates; Hominidae. The record is from RefSeq and is marked validated.
GGCGCGCGCCCCGCACGCGCGCCCCGCACGCGCAUAACGGCUUGGCUUACCUGUAACGGGUACACUUCGCUUCGCGUUCCUCGCUUGGCCUUGCGUUCCUAGCUUGGCUUGGCUGUUAGUAGCUUUGCCUGGUGUUUCUUGCUUGGAUUGGCGUUUCCUCCCUCGCAUUCCUUUGCUGGACUUGACCUUUUCUCUGCUGGGUUUGGCAUUCCCUUGACUGGGCUGGGUGUUUCCUUGGGAGGGGGGGCUUGGCCUUUCCUGGGGUGGGCGUGGGGUCCCCCUGGUGGGCGUGGGCUUUCCCCGGGUGGGUGUGGGUUUUCCCUGGGUGGGGUGGGCUGGGCUCCCUUGCUGGGCUUGGCAAGUUUUGGCUGGGAUUGACCUUUCUCUUCAAACAGAUUGGAAACCCAGGGUUUCCUGCUAGUUGGUGAAACUGGUUGGUAGACGCGAUCUGUUCGCUACUACCGGCCUCCCCUGGCUGUUAAAAGCAGAUGGUGGCUGAGGUUUGUUCAAUGCCCGCUGCCUCUGCUGUGAAGAAGCCAUUUGAUCUCAGGAGCAAGAUGGGCAAGUGGUGCCACCACCGCUUCCCCUGCUGCAGGGGGAGCGGCAAGAGCAACAUGGGCACUUCUGGAGACCACGACGACUCCUUUAUGAAGACGCUCAGGAGCAAGAUGGGCAAGUGUUGCCACCACUGCUUCCCCUGCUGCAGGGGGAGCGGCACGAGCAAUGUGGGCACUUCUGGAGACCAUGACAACUCCUUUAUGAAGACACUCAGGAGCAAGAUGGGCAAGUGGUGCUGUCACUGCUUCCCCUGCUGCAGGGGGAGCGGCAAGAGCAACGUGGGCACUUGGGGAGACUACGACGACAGCGCCUUCAUGGAGCCGAGGUACCACGUCCGUCGAGAAGAUCUGGACAAGCUCCACAGAGCUGCCUGGUGGGGUAAAGUCCCCAGAAAGGAUCUCAUCGUCAUGCUCAGGGACACUGACAUGAACAAGAGGGACAAGCAAAAGAGGACUGCUCUACAUUUGGCCUCUGCCAAUGGAAAUUCAGAAGUAGUACAACUCCUGCUGGACAGACGAUGUCAACUUAACGUCCUUGACAACAAAAAAAGGACAGCUCUGAUAAAGGCCGUACAAUGCCAGGAAGAUGAAUGUGUGUUAAUGUUGCUGGAACAUGGCGCUGAUGGAAAUAUUCAAGAUGAGUAUGGAAAUACCGCUCUACACUAUGCUAUCUACAAUGAAGAUAAAUUAAUGGCCAAAGCACUGCUCUUAUAUGGUGCUGAUAUUGAAUCAAAAAACAAGUGUGGCCUCACACCACUUUUGCUUGGCGUACAUGAACAAAAACAGCAAGUGGUGAAAUUUUUAAUCAAGAAAAAAGCUAAUUUAAAUGCACUUGAUAGAUAUGGAAGAACUGCCCUCAUACUUGCUGUAUGUUGUGGAUCAGCAAGUAUAGUCAAUCUUCUACUUGAGCAAAAUGUUGAUGUAUCUUCUCAAGAUCUAUCUGGACAGACGGCCAGAGAGUAUGCUGUUUCUAGUCAUCAUCAUGUAAUUUGUGAAUUACUUUCUGACUAUAAAGAAAAACAGAUGCUAAAAAUCUCUUCUGAAAACAGCAAUCCAGAACAAGACUUAAAGCUGACAUCAGAGGAAGAGUCACAAAGGCUUAAAGUCAGUGAAAAUAGCCAGCCAGAGAAAAUGUCUCAAGAACCAGAAAUAAAUAAGGACUGUGAUAGAGAGGUUGAAGAAGAAAUAAAGAAGCAUGGAAGUAAUCCUGUGGGAUUACCAGAAAACCUGACUAAUGGUGCCAGUGCUGGCAAUGGUGAUGAUGGAUUAAUUCCACAAAGGAAGAGCAGAAAACCUGAAAAUCAGCAAUUUCCUGACACUGAGAAUGAAGAGUAUCACAGUGACGAACAAAAUGAUACCCAGAAACAACUUUCUGAAGAACAGAACACUGGAAUAUCACAAGAUGAGAUUCUGACUAAUAAACAAAAGCAGAUAGAAGUGGCUGAAAAGGAAAUGAAUUCUAAGCUUUCUCUUAGUCAUAAGAAAGAAGAAGAUCUCUUGCGUGAAAACAGCAUGUUGCGGGAAGAAAUUGCCAUGCUAAGACUGGAACUAGAUGAAACAAAACAUCAGAACCAGCUAAGGGAAAAUAAAAUUUUGGAGGAAAUUGAAAGUGUAAAAGAAAAACUUCUAAAGGCUAUACAACUGAAUGAAGAAGCAUUAACGAAAACCAGUAUUUAAGUACAGUGGACAGCUUAGGAUUUUGACAACUGAGAAUGCUCAGUUCUGAACUGGAGAAUGUAAGACACAGCUAGGAAACACUGGAAAUGGAAAUUCAAUCAUGUCAUUGUAGACUGACUACUGCUCUACAUGAUUGUGAUCAAAGUCAGAUAGCUGAAAGGGACUUCUUUCCAGAGAACAAACAUCAACAGGUUUAUUUACAGGAGAAAAUGAAUUCUUAUAUAUCUCACCUAAAAGAUAACAGUGAGAUUCUUUCUGAACAACUCUAACGCUGACAGUAAAAUUAACAACCUAAAAAUUAAGCUCCAUCACACAGGAUAAAUUCUGAGAGAAAAGAUGAGGCAGGCCACCAUCUUUCCUGUUUGGGCAACUUAGUCAUUCCAGCGUGCGGGCUUUGGAGAGUACAAACUCACCAGGGACAGAAGAGAUCCUGUGGCAUAGCACAGCUGCUUUACCAAAUCAUGGCCAGAAUGCUUCUGUAAGCAGGCCCCUGAUCCUGUUCCUCGUCACUGGACAGGAUCUCCCACCUGAGGCCUCCAGCUACACCCACCAGUGUUCCCUGGCCAAUGGAGAUUUGAAACCUUCCUGGGACAGAGUUCCCAGAGAGAGGGGUGGGCCAUGAUGGGCAGGUCUUCCUGGCCUGGGUCUCCAGCCAGCCCCCCACUUGAGCCUUCAAGCCAGUAGCAACUCAGCAACUCCCUGGACAGAGCUUCCAGGAGCAACAGAAAUCCUCUCUGCCACUGCCUCUGCAGUGGAACUGCCCUUGCUACCCUCAGAAUGUCAAGGGAGCAAAGACCCUAAGUGCCAUAUUGACACCUCCAACAAGCUGCAGUUGACACAAGGAACAAGUCAGUCCAUCUUCCACGGGUACAACACACCCCUUACUGCUCAUCAACAGACAAGGAACCCUGGCUUGGGCCCACAGCACAGACCCUCCAUCCUGGGGUGAUUACAUUAAGUAACUCCUAACUUACACCUCUCUGGGGUGUAGCCCCCAGGAGACAAGGAAAGUGGUGGAGCAGCAAGUCAGCUGAUGUGGAGCCUGGAGGGCAGGGACAUCUAUGUCUCUAGGCUCCACUUGCUCUUAUGAGACACUUUAUCCCAGCACUUAAGGAGUGCUGAGGUCAGACCAGCCCCAUCUCACGUGCAAGAUUGCCCAGCACAGAUCAGGUCUAAGAGUUCUCUUCCUAAAAAGGGGGACUUGCUUAAAAAAGAAGUCUGGCCGCGUUUGUGUAGAGCAGUUGUGCUGUGCUGAGGAUUCACUUUUGAGAGAGUUCUCCUCUGAGACCUGAUCUCUGCUGGGCAGUCUUGCACAUGAGAUGGGGCUGGUCUGACCUCAGCACCCCUUAGUCUGCUUGCCUCUCCCAGGACCCCAGCCAGGCCACACCUGCUUAGAGGGCACUUUUGGGUGCCCACACCAUAGCUUCUGUACAAGCAGACCGUGGCUGAUCAGUGGAGAGCUGCAGCAAGGUGACCUCUACAGCCACGUACCAGCCUGCACAUUACCUCUCCAUACUGCAGCCCUUUAUAUGGAAACUUCCUACAUCACUUAGCUGUGUGUGUUUACACAGGUGGGUUUUGUUGUACUUGCCCUAACAGCAUAUGGGAAUGCAGCACACACCCCAACCCACACCAACUGCCACUGAAGAUGAAGCCAUGGUGGGCACAGAACCAAAAACCCCACCCCUGCUAGCAUCUCACCCUUGAGGUAAUGCUGUGCAGAGGAAAAGGGACCUUCUUAUACCCUGAGUGACCACUGUUGCUUGGGGGGGAUCAGAGAAGGCACCUUCACUGGCCAGCCACCCACCCCAAACCAGAACUACCUCCAGUGCAACAGCACACACAGUCAGCAGGGGCCCCCUGGCCCACACCCCAGCUGUUUUGCCUCCACCACUAGGUGAAUGCCCACAGGGAGGCAGGGACUUUUGCAUCUGCUAGCAUUCUGCCACAGCUGCCACACUUUGGUCCCCUCAGUGCGGUGGACUCCAAACCUCGAUGAGCCAGAGAACAAAGUUGUGGCCCAAUACAAGUUCCCCAGAGUUAAAGCACACAGUCCAAGAAUUGGGAGCUGCAUGUUGGCCCCUUAAAAUCCUCCAAAGACAAAACCUGUUGGCUGAAUCCACCUUACACCACAAUCAAAUCCUCAAGGUCAUCAGAUAUAAUAAAGGAAAAAUACCCUGUCCAAAGGUCAGCAGCCUCAAAGAUUGAAGGUGGAUAAGCCCAUAAAGAUGAGAAAAAGACUCUGUGCAAGAACACUGAAAACUCAAAAAUUCAGCAUGCUUUCUUUUCUCCAAAUGACUGCAUCAACUCUCCAGCAAGUGUUCAGAACUGGGCUGAGGCUGAGAUGUCUGAAAUGAUACAAGCAGAGUUCAGGAUAUGGGUAGGAACAAAGUUCCCUGAGUGAAAGAAGUAUGUUGUAAUCCAAUACAAGGAAGCUAAAAAUCAUUGUAAAACAUUGCAGGAACUAACAGACAAAAUAGCAAGUAUAAAGAAGAAAAUAACUGACCUGACAGAGCUGUAAAUCACACUAGAAGAAUUUUCAUAAUGCAGUCACACGGUGAUUGUGUGUGAUUGCAUUAUGAAAAUUAUUGUAGUAUGUGUGGGCACCUGAGAGUGCCCUGUAAGCAGAUGUGGCCAGGCUGGGGUCCUGGGAGAGGCAAGCAGACUAGGGAGGGCUGAGGUCAGACCAGCUCCAUCUCAUGUGCAAGACCAUCCAACAGAAUAGACCAAGAAGAGGAAAGAAUCCCAGAAUCUGGAAACUGGCUUUCUGAAAUAAAACAGGCAAACAAGAAUGGGGGAAAAAAGAAUGAAAGGGAAUGAACAAAACAUCCGAGAAAUAUGGGAUUAUAUAAACGACUAAAUCUAUGACUGAUUAAUGUACCUGAAAGAGAUGAGGAGAAUGGAACCAACUUGGAAAACACAUUUCAGAAUAUCAUUCAUGAGAAUGUCCCCAACCUAGCCAGACAGGCCAACACUCAACUUCAGGAAAUCCAGAGAACCUCAGUAAGAUAUGCCAUGAGAAGAUCAUCCCCAAGACACAUAAUCAUCAGAUUCUCUGCGGUCAAAAUGAAAGAAAAAGUGUUAAAGGCAGCUAGGGAGAAAGGCAACAUCACCUGCAAAGGGAAUUCCAUCAGACUUAGCAGACCUCUCAACUGAAACUGUACAAGCCAGAAAAGAUAUUCAACAUCUUAAAGAAAAGAAAUUUCAACCCGGAAUUUCAUGUCCAGCAAAAUUAAGCAUCAUAAGUGAAGGAGAAACAAGAUCCUUUUCAGGCAAGCAAAUGCUGAGGGAAUUCAUUAUCACCAGACCUACCUUACAAGAGCUCCUGAAGGAAGCACUAAAUAUGGAAAGAAAAGACCACCACCAGCCACUACAAAAACACACUGAAGUACACAGACAAGUGAUGCUAAAAACCAACCACAUACAUAAGUCUGCAAAAAAGCCAGCUGACAGCAUGACGAGAGGAUCAAAUCCACACAUACCAUUACUAACCUUAAAUGGAAAUGGGCUAAAUGCUCCAAUUGAAAGACACAGGGGGCAAGCUGGAUAAAGAACCAAGACCCAUUGGAGUAUGCCGUCUUC